This is a messenger RNA of Achroia grisella, 339 nucleotides long. RefSeq lists its product as uncharacterized. The coding region runs from base 1 to 339 and encodes 112 amino acids. The record is from RefSeq and is a predicted model, not a curated record. Lineage: Eukaryota; Metazoa; Arthropoda; Insecta; Lepidoptera; Pyralidae. The transcript is spliced from 2 exons.
AUGGGUUAUACAUCGAUUUGUGUUACAAUUUUCGUAGUGUUAUACAUAAGUGCAACCUCAGGCACCGAUCUAAAUUUGGGAACGACUGUAAAUGGUCAGUUAGCUUACGUAGAGAACGUGAAGUUAUCAUCUUUCCCUCUGAAGGUUAGAACCAAGAAUGUAUUCUACAAUGACGAGCAAAAUCCUAAAGUUAUAAAGGGUAUAUCAGCAGUAGAUUUACUCAGAGGCAAUGCAUCAGCCACAAUCACUGCUGGUGGUGUGGGCACCACGUUCGCCAAUAUACGAUUGAAGAGUGAACGAGGUGAAGGACUGGAUUACCAAGUUCAAGUGUUCGUCUGA